Enterobius vermicularis (human pinworm) is the source of this 624-nucleotide messenger RNA. NCBI's taxonomy places the organism in Eukaryota, Metazoa, Nematoda, Chromadorea, Rhabditida, Oxyuridae. The record is from the annotation of a GenBank genome assembly.
AUGUUGUGCAUAUAUCAUAGUGGAGAUGAGAGAUCGCGACACAUUUACUGGAGCCCAGUUUCCAAAAGAAAUGACUCUGACCCAGAUCAGCCACAGAAUCCUUUUGAAGGGCACGAUGAACAACAACACUCUGAAACUUCGGAAAAAGACGAGGUCGAUUUGGAAACAAUGAUUAACACGCUCUUUGAGAUGGCUGAAAAAAACUUCACAUUCCAUAUCAAUGUCGGCGAUGCGUACAUCACCUCACUAGAAGAGUUGCUGAAACAUCCGGGCCACGAAGAGGCAGUUAGAGAAGCCUAUCAUCAGGUCAAGCUUAUGCAAAGUCAGGGCACUUUAAGCAGUGAUGAGGAAAGAGCCUACUUCCCAGACGAUGAUUUUUAUCAGGAGGCAUUUGGCGCUAACGGCAACAAUGCGGCAAGAUACAUUGAAGAUAAUACGGGUAGACCUAGCGAUUCUAGCAGGAUUAUUUCUCGGAACAGUCCUCAGCAUAACAGCGACCACAGCGAUAGGGCAGCAAACAAAGAACAGAAGCAGCUCAGCAGUGAUUCACCCUCAAACUACUACAAGUUUAAGAAUAUUUUAUGCCUAUCUGUAUUACUUUUUAAAAUUCUAAUCGACUUAUAA